GUCACUCGCAGCCCUGCUUAUCUGCGGCGCGCCCUGCGAUCACGGGCUCGUAGGGCGGAAGGGCUUAUAGGAGCGAGGCAAGCUAGGCGCUGGCUAGGCAGACUAGGCGAAGCGGCGCGACACGGAAGCGCGGAAGGCUCGCAGCUUCUAGACUUUGGCAGAGGGAGCUGCCUCGAAGCGCAUGUAGGGAGGGAGGAAAGAAGGGACGAUGGUCAUUCGGCUUUUCGUCGCGUCUUCCUCCUGUUCCGUGGCGAUAAAGAAGAGGCAACAAGACAUUGUGCAAUUUCUGGAAGCCAACAAGAUUGACUUUGAAGAAGUGGAUAUCACCAUGUCAGAGGAGCAAAGGCGGUGGAUGUAUAAACAUAUUCCUCAAGACAAACUGCCUGCACAAGGCAACCCAUUGCCUCCCCAGAUCUUCAGCAAUGAUGAAUACUGUGGAGAUUACGACUCGUUUUUUGAAGCCAAGGAAAGUAACACCGUCUUUGCAUUUCUUCGCUGGAAGUCUAGUUUGGCCUCACAGGAAUCAGAACCUUAGGAAAACUCCAUAAAGAUUCCAGAAACACUUUGUCUGGGCGAAUGAAAUCCUUGAUGUUCGGCACGCUACACCUUCCCUUGUGGAUCACUGUGAUACAAGCCAAUAUGCACCAUUGGUAUUUUGCUUGCUGCUGAAGAGGUGAAAAUAAGACAACGGAUACAAAAAAAAAUAUGGGGUGAUUGAUUGUGUCGGGUGCUCUUCUUUCUUUGCAAAUAUAUCUGUAGUUAAUCCUGUGGAUCAUUGUUCUGAUAUGCACUAUUAUUCCAUUUAAAUGAUGACUUAGGAUUCUCAAGAAUGGCAAAUGGCAGCAGAAUCGGAUCAUGCAUUAUAUGUUAUCAGAGAUUCAAGUGUUUACACUUUGCUGAGUUGAGAAUUACUGCAGGGAUGACUUAUUGUUCUAACUGUGAUUACAAACAUCUUGAGCUUGCAAAGUUCUCAUUUACCAAAAUACCAAAAAAAUUACAAUAAUUCUCCUUGCAGAACAUCACAUUGUUGUGCUACAUGUGCUAAUGUGUUUUUAUUGCCAUAAGUGGGCCUAUUAUAUAUUCUUGGUAGAAGCAAGAGCAUCAAUAUAUGGUUGGGAUUCAACCGUACAGUGUAUAAGUCUUUCUGCAUAAAUGCCUAAUUCGAGCAAGGAUGUUUUUGCUUUGAUGGCUAUCUAAGAAUGAUCUCUUUAGUCUCUCGACCCAAGAGAGACUAAAUUCUGGUGUUCAAGAACAAUCCCAAAUCAACCGAUCAACACAAGUAGCAAAGAAGUAUCAGCGAUCUGUGUCAUUCUGAACAAUAUUGCCAAAUUUUACAUUUCCAUAUGCCUUCUGCCUUCAGUGUCAAGCAUUCAUAAUAGUUAAUGCUGUCAAUUAAUUGUAGAGUCAAGUUCAAAAGAUGGAGUGUACCAUGGUGAGCAACAUCUGUACAAGACGGAAGUCAUGUUUAGUUCACUUUAAUGGGGAAAAGGACAGGGAUUCUUCAAGAAUCUGCCUAUAAAAUGUGAUAUUUCAUAUGAUUGUCUUGGGUGAAGACGAUAUGGUAUCUUCCACUUUUAAAGCACAUAAGAACAGACAACUCAGUGAUACACAUCUCUAAAUGGGUGGGACUACAGAAAAAUAGCUCAGCCAGGGCAUUCUCUUUGGAAGUAAGUCCUAUUAUAUUCAAUUAAAUUUAUCCCCUGACAAGUGCACACAUCUUAAUUAGCUUCCCAAAUUCUUAUAAAGACAUCACACCUCUUGAUCAGUACAGCUAGUUUUGGAAACCGGCUGCCUUCUUGUCAAAGGCAUACUUCGGUUUAAAAUUGGGCAGGUUCUGUUUGGACAUAGCUACCAUUACCCCAAGGACUUCUUUAUAAUUAUUUAAAAAUGACAUGGGAAGCUGAGGGAGAAGGGAGGAGGGGAGUCCCGAUGACAUGGCAGAAAGCAACUUCUUUUGUUGGUCUUGACAAAUGUGCAUGUCUUGUGAUUGGUCACAGCACAGUAGCAUCCGCUGUGUGUUUAGAGAAGCUCCUUCAUUACAGAAACUUUGUAAUAGGAGCACCGAGGACCUGUUUCGUUUUUCAAAAUCCAGAUGUGUUCCAUCCCAGUCUUGCACUCUAGAACAACAUAUAAUCUUUGGGACUAAAUGACUUGAUGAAGUGUGUUAACUUUAUUUGUAUACACAGAGUUUCCCACCUGUUAGAAUUACGUCUUAUCUUUCAUCAAGAUGCCCUCUUUAUGAGCCUCUUGAUUAGGGCAAUAAAUUCAGGGAUUCUGUUUAAGUAGAUCGGGGGUGAAAAAGUCUGGAUGACCAAUAGAUCAGGCGGGGUUCCCAACCAGUACCGAUCCAUGGCUUGUUAGGAACCGGGCCGCACAGCGGGCAAGUGAG
Messenger RNA from Thamnophis elegans (Western terrestrial garter snake), 2389 nucleotides. It is a transcript of the gene SH3BGRL2, whose product is annotated as SH3 domain binding glutamate rich protein like 2. The transcript is spliced from 4 exons. Gene Ontology annotation, cellular component: cytoplasm. Lineage: Eukaryota; Metazoa; Chordata; Lepidosauria; Squamata; Natricidae. The record is from RefSeq and is a predicted model, not a curated record. The coding region runs from base 209 to 535 and encodes 108 amino acids.